AUGUCGAUGGCCUUAAAGAUGAAGGCCUGCCAGGAAUGGCUUCAAAAAUCCAUCAAGCAUGCCAUGGAAACAUUCUCACCCCAUAUCAAUGAUUUAAAGGAUCACCUAUCGAGUAGCACAAACCUCUCAUACCCUCAGGCGCAUAAAUUCUCCAAACAGCUUAAGGAUCUUGCUUCGCAUCCUCAUCUAAAACAAGUUUCUUAUAGCCUUCUCCUUGUUGCUGUCUGCAUCUGGAUACUAAGUAUCCUCGUUACCCGCCGCUGGCUCUCUCGACCGCCCUCGCGUCCCUCUACGCCGUCCCUAGAAAAGGCACCCCCAUCAUCAACACCUUCCAAACUUAAGCCUGCUACUCGCCAACCCGGAGUAUGGACACCAUCUUCCUUCGUCACUCCUGUGGCAGAACCAUAUCCAGGUUGGUCGAUCGAGAAUACAAAACCGCUCCCAUACCGCCCAUUUCGUCAUGGUCCUAAGUACUUCGUUACCAUGGGUCUCCGCUCUCUUCCUUCCUGGUCAGACUGGAUUGAGCUGGAUAAUCACUACCCCCGUUUUCACUCUGACAAAGCCCGUCGUAUCGCAGAACGUGGUGAGAAGUGCUGUAAGACGGCGCCCGAGGCAUAUGAUGGUGCUGUUGAACUGCUCGAAGAGUUUGUGAAGUACCUGCCGGCUAGAUAUCCAAGUUUGUACAGAAGGACAGAUAGUGGAAUGGAUAAUCUGUGGUCUGGUGAAAGUUUCAAUAUUAUCGAGAGGCCGCUAAAGGAAGAUCCAAUGCAAAUGGCUGCUCGUAUGGUUCAAGACGACCUAGCCAUCAUGUUCGAAAGGCCCGAUGGACAAUAUUAUCUUCUUGCAGGUGCCAUUCUUCUCGCCGGAUUCUGGCGGCUGGAGGACAAAUUUGGCAUGCCGCUAUCUGAGAUCCACACCUCAGGUGAUGUACCCCAGUUUCGCGAGAAGCUGGAAAGGGGCAUGAUGAACUUCUUCAGGAGGGUCAAGCCUGAAGACCCUGUGCUGAGGAACAAUUACUUCCUUCAGGUUGAUGAUGACCUUGCCUGGAGCCAUUCAAUCGGCUCGGAAGACAGCCCUGAAGUUGCUUGGAGUACCGCCGAGAAAAACAAGGCGAUUGAGAAUCACUUUUUCCGUUCUGAGCGGCAGUCUCUUCGCCGUCUGCCCAGGUCAGGUGGCGUGGUAUUCACAAUCAGAACCUAUUUCCAUCCUAUCACGGAGAUUGCUGAGGAGGACUAUGUACCUGGAAGGCUAGCGAGCGCCGUGAGGAGUUGGGGAGAUGAUGUAUCGAGGUACAAGGGAAGGGAGAGGUAUCAGGAUGUGCUCCUCGAGUAUUUGGAUCGUAAGCAUAAGGAACAGGUGGAGAGGGGUUUGGAUUUGGGUCAAGAAGAGGAGAGGUGUGCAUAUCCCUAUUGA
Endocarpon pusillum Z07020 is the source of this 1413-nucleotide messenger RNA. RefSeq lists its product as uncharacterized. The record is from RefSeq and is a predicted model, not a curated record. Lineage: Eukaryota; Fungi; Ascomycota; Eurotiomycetes; Verrucariales; Verrucariaceae. The transcript has a single exon. The coding region runs from base 1 to 1413 and encodes 470 amino acids.